AUAAAACAUAAUGCAUUACUGGUGUAAUGUGCAAUAUCUGGUGAUGAUUUGAAUCCACAGUCAAAAUCACAAAAAUAGAAAUUAUUUAGUUGAGUCAGAACAAAAUGAAAUACUUAUUCAUAUUAUAUCCAUUCACAGUAGAUCCAGUAUGAAGUUACAGUUCGGGGCGGUGCUGAGACGCUCCAGAAGGGAAGUCCAUAAGCGACUGUGGAAUUAAUGAUCCAUGGCUGUUGAUAUCAUGACAUUCCUGCAGCUCUCCUGCUCUAUUUGGCUCACUCUCCCGGUCAUCUCGGUCGGUGUUGAUGUGGGUGCACUCUGCUGUCGUAUGUUGCCUCUGUUUAUUUCUCCAGGCACCUUUCUAAAAAUACCCUCAUGCCCUUGUGAUGAUGAUGAUGGGUGUGUCCAACAGGAUGCUGAGCCUCUAUAACCUCCCAGUCAGAGGUCUCCAGAUGCAGUGCGAUUGCUCCUGAGAUCUUUCACUGGAGAAUAAAGCUGCAACAGUAUACAGGAUUUUAUAUGGAUACUUUGACCCCAUCCUUUGUGGGGGAAACCAAUUGCAUGAGAAGCAGCGAGGAGGAAGAGGAGGAGGAAGAGGAUGAAGAGAAGGAAGAUGGAGAUGAAGAGCAUCAAGAAGAGGAAAAAGAUGAAUCAGCCGUCCAGAAGCAGAAGAGACCGGCCUGGGCUCCAAGCUUCUUCCUCAGAAUAGACAAAGAGGUGUACCAUUUUGUCGGGCAGGAGAUCAUCAUAGAAGAGGCUCUUGACUCCUAUGCAGGCAUGAUAUGGCCGGCGGCGGUGUCUCUCUGCCACUACUUGGACACUCAUCGUCAACAGCUGAGUCUCGUCGACAAGGCAGUCCUGGAGAUCGGUGCAGGAACGGGCCUCGUGUCUGUUGUGGCAGCGCUCCUUGGUGCCUGGGUGACAGCGACAGAUCUUCCAGUCGUCCUGAGCAACCUGAGAGUGAACCUGUCCAGGAACACCAGGGGCCGCUGCAGGCACACGCCCCAGGUGGCUGCUCUGUCCUGGGGCUACGACCUGGAGAACACCUAUCCAACAUCUGUGUAUCACUACGACUACGUGCUGGCAGCUGAUGUGGUCUACCACCACGACUUCCUGGACGAGCUCCUGGUCACAAUGAAGCAUUUCUGCAAACCAGGAACGACUCUGAUCUGGGCCAACAAGGUCAGGUUUGAGACUGAUCUGACUUUCACUGAGAACUUCAAAAUGGCUUUUCACACAAGCCUGCUGGCUGAGGACGGAGAGAUGAAGAUCUUCAAAGCAACUUGUAGAGAAGAGGAAGGAGAAGGUGAUGUGGGGAUGGAAGUCAAAGACCUGCUGAAAGAGGAUGGGGUAGGAAGGAGGGAGGAGGCUGAGGAUGAGGAUGAGCCAAGCAGAGAAAAGCAGAAUGAGGUGAUGGCAGAUGGCGAUUACGAAGAGGGUCCAAGUUGGUCUGCUAAUGAAGACAUCACAGGACAGGUGCACACCAAACCAACACAUGUGCAGCAGGACAGAGCACUAUCUUGGGCUCCGGGCAUCAGCAUCGGUAUUGGUAAAGACAUCUACCAUUAUGCAGGGCAGGAUAUCCUCAUUCAUGAAUCCAUAGACUCAUACGGAGCAGUGAUGUGGCCAGCAGCAUUGGCUCUGUGCUCCUUCCUGGACAACAACAGGCAGAGAGUGAACCUGCAGGGAAAGGAGGUGCUGGAGCUAGGAUCCGGAACUGGACUGGUGACCAUUGUGGCCAGUCUGCUGGGCGCUUCAGUCACAGCUACAGACUUACCCGAAGUGUUGGGUAACCUCCGGGCCAACGUGAUGAGGAACACCAGGGACCGUUGCAGGCACACGCCCCAGGUGAAAACUCUGUCCUGGGGCUAUGACCUGGAGAACACCUACCCUACAUCUGUGUAUCACUACGACUACGUGCUGGCAGCUGAUGUGGUCUACCAUCACGACUUCCUGGACGAGCUCCUGGUCACAAUGAAGCAUUUCUGCCAGCCAGGAACCACUCUGAUCUGGGCCAACAAGGUCAGGUUUGAGACUGAUCUGACUUUUACUGAGAACUUUAAAAAGGCUUUUCACACAAGCCUGCUGGCUGAGGAUGGAGAGAUGAAGAUCUUCACGGCAACGUGUAGAGACUGAGAGACAGAAACAGGCCCUACUGACUCCUGAGUGACUGUCAUUAGUGUGACUCUUUGAGAAGCCCUCAAUCACAAAUUUUGCUCCAUAUCGUAAUCCCAGUCAUUUAAGUAUCCGAUGGUGGCAUCAGCUUUUUAGUUGAAUCAGUUUUUGUUUAUUUACUUUAGAGCCAAUCCAAGCAGCAGUAAUACUACCUUUAAAGAUUUGAUCGUUUGACAGCACAAUAGCUCAGCUUUUAGUAAAAGUAACCUGCAUUACAUGUAUCAUUUGAAGACUUCUUGUCAUAUUUUGUAUAUAAAUCUGUGAGACAGUGGUGGAGAAGAGUGUCAGUUGGCAGGAUGGAGUGGUCAGAGUUUACACAGCUUCUUUUUCAUCUCUAGCAUGAACAAAACAUUGAUCAUCAGAACCACAGAGCCACGAUCAACCUGUAAAAUAUACCUUUGAAAGAUGGCAAACCAUAUUUUUAAGAUUAACAUUUAAAAGACAAUGUGCUAAUUGCAGCUGCAACAGCUAACAAAUUAGAUGUCAACUAUGAAAUUAAUCACCAAGUAUUUUGAUAAUCAGUUAAUUGGUUUGAGCAGUUUUAAAGGAAAUAAAAUGUCAAAAUUGUUUGAUUCCAGCUUCUUAAAUGUGAAUAUUUUGAGGAUAUCAUUUUGGGCUUUUGGAAAUACUGAUCAACAAUUUUAUAAUAGACUAAAGAACUAAUGAUUAAUUAACAAAGGGUAAUAUUUCUUACACUUUUAUUAAGCGCAAAUUCCUAAUCAACCAAUCACAUGGCAGCAACUCAAUGCAUUUUGGCAUGUAGACAUGGUCAAGACAAUCUGCUGCAGUUCAAACCGAGCAUCAGAAUGGGGAAGAAAGGUGAUCUAAGUGACUUUGAACGUGGCAUGGUUGUUGGUGCCAGACGGGCUGGUCUGAGUAUUUCAGGAACUGCUGAUCUCCUGGGAUUUUCACGUACAACCAUCUCUAGGGUUUACAGAGAAUGGUCCAAAAAAGAGAAAAUAUCCAGUGAGCGGCAGUUCUGUGGGCGAAAAUGCCUUGUUGAUGCCAGAGGUCAGAGGAGAAUGGCCAGACUGGUUCGAGCUGAUGGAAAGGCAACAGUAACUCAAAUAACCACUCGUUACAAUCAAGGUAUGCAGAAGAGCAUCUCUGAACGCACAACACAUCGAACCUUGAGGCAGAUGGGCUACAGCAGCAGAAGACCACACCGGGUGCCACUCCUGUCAGCUAAGAACAGGAAACUGAGGCUACAAUUCGCACAGGCUCACCGAAAUUGGACAAUAGAAGAUUGGAAAAAUGUUGCCUGGUCUGAUGAGUCUCGAUUUCUACUGCGACAUUCGGAUGGUAGUGUCAGAAUUUGGCGUCAACAACAUGAAAGCAUGGAUCCAUCCUGCCUUGUGUCAACGGUUCAGGCUGGUGGUGGUGGUGUAAUGGUGUGGGGGAUAUUUUCUUGGCACUCUUUGGGCCCCUUAGUACCAAUUGAGCAUCGUUGCAACGCCACAGCCUACCUGAGUAUUGUUGCUGACCAUGUCCAUCCCUUUAUGACCACAGUGUACCCAUCUUCUGAUGGCUACUUCCAGCAGGAUAACGUGCCAUGUCAUAAAGCUCGAAUCAUCUCAGACUGGUUUCUUGAACAUGACAAUGAGUUCACUGUACUCUAAUGGCCUCCACAGUCACCAGAUCUCAUUCCAAUAGAGCACCUUUGGGAUGUGGUGGAAUGGGAGAUUCACAUCAUGGAUGUGCAGCCGACAGAUCUGCAGCAACUGCGUAAUGCUAUCAUGUCAAUAUGGACCAAACUCUCUGAGGCUUUAUACUACUUUUCUGUUUUUACAAAUGCAGUAGUGCUCAGAGAAAUGUAAACACACUUUAAUGGGUAAAAUUUGUGGAGUUGCCCGUCACAUGAAUUGUGUCUCAGUUUGGAAGUUAAAAAAACAGUCAAUUAGUAGAGAGGACAUAUUUACAGUCCUUUAUUAAAGACCAAAUGACAAAUGACUUGCAAGAUUUUUAAUACUUGACUUUUUCCAUCUAUGACUGUAACCUAUAUAUGUUUACGUUUUGGGACAAAGUAAGCUAUUUGAAUAAUACAGCUUGGGCUGAGGGAUAUUUUUUUUAUAUUUCAAGGACAAAAUAGUCAAUUUAUUGAUAAAACAAUCUGUAUAUAGUUUGAUAAUUGCGGCCCUUUCUCAGUGUGUCCACAUCGUUUGCCCAGAUCUUUGCCGUUUGUUUAUUUUUACUGUUUUCAAUCAAAAUGUAAAAAACAAAAGUAAAAUCCUUCAUCUCAUUAAGCCUUUGUGUAUUUUACUUUUCAUUUUUAACCAAGCAUUUCAGAAAAUCAAAUUAGUAGAACUGCUCACUGGCAAGAUUUCAAACACAGUGCAAUUCAUAUUACAAAACACAACAUGUCUUUAUGUCCAAGUGAUGACAGCGGACACUUUAAUUCUUCCAAAUCGUUUUUAUUCAGUGUUGUUUUCCUUGUUUGUGACUUACUUCCAUGUGACCACAAAAUAGUGAGAACAAUAGCUCGGGUCUUUCCCACAACAUCCAGGAAGAAUGGGUAUAAAAUAAUACUAAUAAGAGCAUACAACCUUAUUUCGUAACAUUCUGUAAAAUAUUGGCAUUUACUAGAUUUUAUGACUAUAAAUAUAAACACUCAACAUCCAGAAGAAGCAUUUCUGAAAUGUUUCCUGACACCAACAGAGUGAGAGCAACAGAGGUGCCAGAAACGGACGGUACAGUCCUGUGGUGAAAGUUAAGGCCAUUUUCGGAGGUCUGUCAUUGGCAACGCGUACUGAAGACAAACGCAUGAAAGAGGAGAGAGAAAAAAAGGGACAAAAACAGAAGACGCACAACGUUAUGAUGAAACCAAGAAAUAAAGAUACCAAACCUAACAGAGUCCUGUAAACCUCUGUGAAGAAAGUCCAUACAAGUCACAGCUAAAAACAGACACCCAAGGUGCUCUUACCCCCAGGUAAACAUGAGUGUCGACCACCGAUUCGCUGUGAAUGUACAGUCGUCCCAGAAAAGAUUAUUUACUCUCAUGGGGACGAAAGGCCUUGGCUUGAAAGCAGCUGCUUUUACAUUCUUAAGCAUGCACCUUCCACUUGUGUGAGGAUUUAAAACAACAUCAGAGAGAGAUGAGCAUUGGUUCACAAACUGGGCGGUUUGAUAAAUUCCUUCUUCCGUUCAAUAUUAUGACAAAUACCUUCAGCACUCGUUUGUCCUUUGACAUUUAAACCACAUCAACCUGGGAAAAUCAGUCACUGAUUGGACUGAUACUUCAGACUGUUGCAGAUCUUUAAGUGAUCGCAGAUAUGAAAGAUAAAAGGUGAAUAUGUAGUUUAUAUCUUUAGCAUGGUCCUCUCUUGUACUGGCACUGUAAAAACAAACAGCCUCAUGUCCUCAAUUGUUAUGUUUCAGGAGAUAUUUUAAGGGACCAUGCUAGUGAUUUUAGCCACUCAACUAAUGAUUAUGUAUGCCCGACAUUUCUGCUGACCAUUUGCAAAUGCAACAGGUGCAUUCUUUUAUUCCCACAAUAUGAAAACAAAUGGUUGACUCAUCAAACGGGAUCUUCCAAAUUUGUGACAACAAUGUGAUAGAUUACUCCUUUAAGAUGCCAUAAUUGAUCACAGUGAACAACAAGUCUGCAUUCAUGCUUGCCAAAGUUGCACCAUUGGACUUUCCAGAUCAAUUACCAAUACUGCAACUUUGAUUGAAUAAGUCAGAAUGGCUGAAACACAGAUCUUUUGUGUGCAGUGACAGCUGCGUUGCUGAACUGCUGAACUGGUACUGCCAGCUCCAUCUUUUUACAGUUUGCCUUUGAUAAUUCUAAAAAAAAAAAAAACAAAACACAACAACAAUGAAGUGUUUAUAAAGAGACAGGCAAAAACUAUAUGAUACAGACAUUAAACUGCAGUGAGACGCUGGUAUGGUGUCAAUACGACUGUCCACAGACCGUUUUCAAGUGUAUUUCUGCUACAAACAGCACACUUGUUGCAGAAAAACCGAUGAGACUCACAAUCUCUGGGAACCAAUCUAUCACAGCAAAACCAUGACUGAGAAAUGUGUUUUUCAGGGCUUUUAAUGCGGACCUUGUGUUCACUCUGGAUUUAUACAACUCAAACCAGUGUUGCCUGGCUUGAAAUCAUGUGAUGAUGAUCAGUUCUGAUUUGUAGUAAAUCAGGUGAAACAUAAAACCACUGGCAUGGUCCAUUAAAGUAAAUAUGGUAUCUGAAGAAAAACAAAAAUACAAACUGCACAUCCACGGCGUCUAAAUGGCUAUGAUUUCGAUUUUGUUGGAAGAAAAUCUUCAUGUACACAAAAUAUGCUCACAAAUACAUGUAAAGUCAUCCACAAACACACACUCAUGAGAAGAACAACAGUGGAUAUUGUCAGAAUCUUGUUUGGGAUUAAAAAUCUUUCAAGUUGAAACAAACUAAAAUCUGCUUUCAAAUAAAACUAUUGUUUUCCUUACAUCCUAAAAGACAUGCAUAUACGCAAAAUACAUCAAUUAGAAUAAUAUUUGUAUUAUAUACCUAUUGCAUCUUAAUAUUUUUUAUGUUAUGUGUGUAUGUACAUUAUUUUAUGACACUGUGUACAAACGCAACAUUCUGAAUGCUGCAGAGAAAGGACUAACACUGUGGGAACAUUUCACAAUGAAAUCUGAUCGGAACAUCCGGCCGCUGCCCACAACUGCAUCUGUUAUGUUUGUGAGGUCUGUUAAGAUUGUCGUCAAAUGUGCUGCUCAGGUAUCAGGAGUAAGAACUGGGUGGCCAACACCUUGUGGAGGUAAGUAGACGCCCAGAAUUCUUCUGAUUACGGACAAACCGUAUGAGCCUUCUGCUGAUAUGAGCCUUCAAAACCACGUUUGACACCAAAGGCUGAUGGGUGAAAUGACUGCAAGCAGCUGAGUGUUGACUCACGCUUCAAACCCGCGCACCACUUUUCAUCUCAUCAGAAAAAGGUAAGGUACAUGUAGGAAGGCACCUCAACACUAGUUUGUGUUUAGAGACUGUGUGCACAAGCCUUUAGAAAGACAGACAAGACUAAAUGUGUAUCAACCAGGUCAAAAAAGAAAGGAAAAAGAUUUUAAGUUCUGUCCAAGUCAUAUCCAUAUUCAGGGAUCAGGUGCGUCCUGUUGUGUCCAAACAUCGUGCAGCAGCGAGUCCUCCUCUCCGGCCAGCUGUGAACUUUUUUGCUGUCAAAUUUUUCAAAGUGAGUCAAUGGGGAAACAGUUUUUCUUUUCUUCUUUUUUUUUUAGUCCACACUGGCCCUUGCUUUAGUAUUUACAGGAGAUAAUUAGUUUUUUUUUUUUUUUUAUAUGAUAUGGAGUCCGGACAGCUGAAGAUGGGUGCAUGUGAAAGCC
Molecule: messenger RNA, 7492 nt
Organism: Acanthopagrus latus (yellowfin seabream)
Lineage: Eukaryota; Metazoa; Chordata; Actinopteri; Spariformes; Sparidae
Product: protein-lysine methyltransferase METTL21C
Exons: 8
Coding region: 517-2133 (538 amino acids)
Biological process (GO): peptidyl-lysine methylation
Cellular component (GO): cytosol; cytoplasm
Molecular function (GO): protein-lysine N-methyltransferase activity
Source: RefSeq, a predicted model, not a curated record